AUGCAGGACUACGUUAUUGAAUCUUGCACAAAUGGACUCACAAUUGUGGGUGGAGCCGGAGGACCUUCGAGUAUAGGCCAAGGUGUUGGAUCUCUCAUCUUGACUGAUGCCAUCAUCGCCAAUACCCCGAAUGGAAUCAUAACCUCACUUCAUGCGGAAAAUUCGACUUCUCUGUUGUUGCAAAAUGUCGGAUUCUUCAACGUCAAGACCGCAAUCAUUGAUUCCGUUCAGAAUAAAAUUCUUCUUGCUGGUAGUAAUGAGGUCCGCAAAGCUUCAUGGGGUUUCGGAAUGGUCAGCGAUGUAUCUGGAGUUAGAUCCUUUGCUAAUGGUGAGGAUAUCCCUGCUAUUUUGCGACCGACUCAGCUACUAGGGACACAAGCCUAUAUUGACUCUAACCUCUUCACUCGUCGUCGACCUCAAUACAAGACUCUCGCAGCCGACCAAAUCGUCAAUGUUAAGAACCUUGGAGCCAAGGGCGACGGGACUACGGAUGAUACUGCGAUUCUUAAUUACACUUUAUCUUAUGCUGCGAAUCUUUCGUCUAUUAUAUACAUUCCACACGAUGCAGAGGAUCCCCGAGUUACCGUUAGGGUCAGUGCUUCCGGUAACGUUGGUAUAGUGGAAAUUCAAGAUCUACUUUUCACAGUCUCUAGCCCUACGGCAGGUGCGAUUCUUGUAGAGUGGAAUGUUGAGCAAUCAGUGAAGGGAUCGGCUGCUAUGUGGGAUUCUCACAUCCGCAUUAGCGGUGCUAUAGGGUCGAACCUCCAGAACAAACAGUGUCCAAAGAACACAGGAAGUAUCAAUGAAGAUUGUAUUGCUGCAUCUCUUUUACUUCAUCUGACUUUAUCUUCCACAGCCUACCUGGAGAACAUCUGGGUCUGGGUAGCUGACCAUAACCUUGACGUCUCUUCCUAA
Messenger RNA from Penicillium roqueforti, 915 nucleotides. RefSeq lists its product as uncharacterized. Bases 1 to 915 code for a protein of 304 amino acids. The transcript is spliced from 3 exons. NCBI's taxonomy places the organism in Eukaryota, Fungi, Ascomycota, Eurotiomycetes, Eurotiales, Aspergillaceae. The record is from RefSeq and is a predicted model, not a curated record.